GCCUAAGCAAACGCGGCAAAAUGGUCUACACGGAACGCACCGAUCUGUGCCUCUCGAGCAGCAAGGACAAUGCCGGACAGGGCAAAUCCCAGCCGAAGACGACAUCCAGCCCCAGCUCCAGCUCGGGCGCCUGGAGCAGUCAGGCCUCCAGCGCCGAGAAAUGGAAGUACAAUAAUAUGGUCAAGGAUAAUCGCGAUAAGUUCAAUGGCAUGCACUUCUCCUAAUUCCCAACCUGUUUACGGGCAAUGGGGCUUUAUUUUUGGGGCUAAUCAAUUGCCUGCAACGUGAUCGAGACUUAUUGUUAUAUCUGGGCUCUAUGGGUUAAUUGUAGCUUAGUUGUAAGCCUGUUAAUGAUUGCAAAUGUUAAAUUAUCUUGAGAGAAUUAAAAAACAAAAAAAUGCGCAAAACAA
This is a messenger RNA of Drosophila novamexicana, 410 nucleotides long. RefSeq lists its product as uncharacterized. NCBI's taxonomy places the organism in Eukaryota, Metazoa, Arthropoda, Insecta, Diptera, Drosophilidae. The record is from RefSeq and is a predicted model, not a curated record. The transcript has a single exon. The coding region runs from base 21 to 224 and encodes 67 amino acids.